AUAAAAAAAAUGGUAGCCAAGGCCACCCCAAGGCCCAAGCUAACACUAUGCUUCGCCCCGGCUAGCAUAACAAUACUUAACUGUUGUUGGCACAACGAUAGUUAUUUGCUGUUGGUAGCGAACGUCAGUUAACUACCUUUGGGAUUAUUUUGGUCUUUUAAUGGGCAAGAGAGCAAUUUUGUGUGUGACAAUAGCAAUUUUCUAAAUUGAAUUAACAUUUAUUUGUUCCUCAAAUUAUCCUUUCAUGGAAAAAAGAGGCCAAACAAAAGUCAAAAUAUAGAAAAACGAAUGGACAUCAGCCUUUUUCUAUUUUUGUUGAGCAAAGCGGCAAUGACGCGGGAAGCAAUGAAUGAUGGAGGCUUUUGUGUAUGUGUUUUUGGCACUUAUCUUGUGUGGUUGUGCAAAUAGCAAAGAAUGCAUAAAUAAUUUGCCUCAAUCGCAUACGUUGCGAACUGAAUUAAUGGCAUCAAAGAAUGAGACAUGGAAGAAAGAAGUGAUGAUGUAUCAGUCUCAUGUUCAUGUGACACCAUCCGAUGAAUCGGCUUGGCAAGAAAUGAUUCCAAAGGAGAUGUUCUUAACACAAGAAAACCAACGUGAUUGGGCUGCUAAGUAUAGGGAAAUGAAGAAUGCCGAUGUGUCUAAGCCACCUGUUGGAUUUCUCAAAGAAGUUCCACUUGGGGAUGUGAGGUUGCUUGAAGGUUCUAUCCAUGCUCAAGCACAGAAGACUAAUUUGGAGUAUUUGUUGAUGUUAGAUGUUGAUAGGUUGAUUUGGAGUUUCAGGAAGAUGGCUGGUUUACCGACUCCUGGUGCACCUUAUGGUGGAUGGGAGAAACCAGAUCAGGAACUCAGAGGACAUUUUGUUGGGCAUUACUUAAGUGCAACAGCUCAAAUGUGGGCCAGCACAAACAACAAUAUCGUGAAGGAUAAAAUGUCGGCUCUUGUUUCCGGUCUGUCCGCCUGUCAGGAAAAAAUUGGAACGGGAUAUCUGUCUGCAUUUCCAACCGAGUUUUUUGAUCGAAUUGAAAAUCUUGAAUAUGCAUGGGCUCCAUAUUACACCAUUCACAAGAUCUUGGCUGGCCUUUUGGAUCAAUAUACAAUAGCUGGAAACCCUCAAGGUCUGAAAAUGGUUACAUGGAUGGUCGAUUACUUUUACAACAGAGUGAUGAAUGUAAUACAAAAGUUCACUGUAAAUAGACACUAUCAAUCCCUGAAUGAGGAAGCUGGAGGAAUGAAUGAUCUCCUUUACAGAUUAUAUAGCUUAACGAGGGAUCCAAAGCAUCUGGAGUUGGCGCACCUUUUUGACAAGCCGUGCUUUUUAGGGGUGCUUGCAGUACAGGGUAAUGACAUAGCUGAUUUUCACGCUAAUACACAUAUCCCAAUUGUUGUUGGAGCCCAAUUGCGGUAUGAACUCACAGGUGAUUUACAUUAUAAGGAUAUUGGGCAAUACUUUAUGGACAUUGUAAACUCUUCUCACGCCUAUGCAACAGGAGGAACAUCAGUCGGCGAGUUCUGGAGAAAUCCAAAGAGAAUAGCUGACAACCUAAAAUCAGCAGAGACCGAAGAAUCUUGCUCAACUUACAAUAUGUUGAAGGUUUCGCGGCACCUGUUCAGAUGGACCAAAGAAGUCACUUACGCAGAUUAUUAUGAGCGUGCCUUAACGAAUGGUGUACUCAGCAUUCAAAGAGGAACAGAUCCUGGAGUGAUGAUUUAUAUGCUUCCUCUCGGCCUUGGUGUUUCCAAAGCACAAACGUAUUGGAAAUGGGGAACGCCAUUUGAUUCUUUCUGGUGCUGCUAUGGAACAGGAAUUGAAUCAUUCUCAAAGCUGGGAGAUUCUAUCUAUUUUGAAGAAGAAGGGAAACAUCGUAGUCUAUACAUCAUUCAGUACAUAUCAAGCUCAUUUAAUUGGAAUUCUGGAACUGUCAAUAAAAAAAAUCAUAAUCGGAAAUCUGGUCAACUUUUGCUCACUCAGACAGUUGUUCCAGCUUCUUCGUCGGACCCUUUCCUACGAGCGACAUUUACCUUCUCUCCUACUGCGGCAAUUGGGACUUCGUCAACAUUGAACUUUCGUAUACCAUCAUGGACUCUUGCAAAUGGUGCCAAGGCACUAUUGAAUUCUGAAACUUUACCUCUGCCAGCUCCAGGGAAUUAUUUGUCAAUCACACGACCAUGGAGUGCGAGUGACAAGCUGACCCUUCAAUUGCCUCUUACCAUCAGAACAGAAGCCGUAAAAGAUGACAGACCUGAAUUUGCAUCACUUCAAGCCAUUCUUUACGGACCAUAUCUUCUCGCCGGUCACACCACCAGCAUUUGGGACAUUAAAGGCGUUACUAACAAAGCUGUUGCAGACUGGAUUACUCCAAUUCCAUCCAAUUACAGUAGUCAACUAGUUUCUUAUUCACAAGACAUCAACAAAUCAACUCUUGUUAUAACCAACUCAAAACAAUCACUUACGAUGGAAAUAUUACCCGGACCUGGCACUGAAAAUGCUCCUCAUGCUACCUUUAGACUUAUCCCAAAAGACGCUGACGGUAAAACUGUGAUGUUAGAACCAUUUGAUCUUCCUGGAAUGACUGUAAGUCACCAAGGACCAGAGAAACCUCUUAUCAUUGUAGAUUCUUCCCAUGGCGGGCCUUCUUCGGUUUUUCUUGUGGUACCGGGCUUGGAUGGACGAAAUCAAACAAUAUCUUUAGAAUCACAAAGCAAUAAAGAUUGUUACGUGCAUAGCGAUAUGAGUGCUGGUUCAGGAGUUAAGCUUGUGUGCAAGUCUGCUUCUGAAACUAGUUUUAACCAAGCAAAUAGUUUUGUUUCAGGGAAAGGAUUAAGGCAAUACAAUCCUAUCAGCUUUGUGGCUAAAGGUGCAAAUCAGAAUUUUCUUUUAGAGCCACUGUUCAACUUCAGGGAUGAGCACUAUACAGUUUAUUUCAACCUUCAAGGUUGAUACAGUAUAGCAUAAAGAUGGGCACGGACAAUAUAUUUUUUAUUUUUUUUAUUGUAUUUUGUUGUACAUAUAUUUUAUAUAAAUUUAUUUA
Messenger RNA from Medicago truncatula (barrel medic), 3029 nucleotides. RefSeq lists its product as uncharacterized. The coding region runs from base 350 to 2938 and encodes 862 amino acids. Gene Ontology annotation, biological process: carbohydrate metabolic process. NCBI's taxonomy places the organism in Eukaryota, Viridiplantae, Streptophyta, Magnoliopsida, Fabales, Fabaceae. The record is from RefSeq and is a predicted model, not a curated record. The transcript is spliced from 13 exons.